Messenger RNA from Tauraco erythrolophus (red-crested turaco), 2156 nucleotides. Lineage: Eukaryota; Metazoa; Chordata; Aves; Musophagiformes; Musophagidae. The record is from RefSeq and is a predicted model, not a curated record.
AUGCGUGAGGAAGAAGAGGCGGCCGCAGGCCUUGUUUGUGUCCGUCCUGGCGUCGUUUCCCUGAGAUGCUUCUCCCGGAGCCCGUCAGACCGUGGCCUUGGGCUGAAUUGGUGCCGCCCGGGUGUCGGGUGGCCCGAGGAGACCCCCACGCUUUGGAAAUGGGCGUAUGAAGUUGGGGCUCUCGUUUUUGACAUUGGCUCGUAUACAGUGAGAGCAGGCUAUGCAGGCGAGGACUGUCCAAAGGUUGAUUUUCCAACAGCCAUUGGUGUGGUGCUAGAAAGGGACAAUGGCAGCACUCUGAUGGAGAUAGAUGGUGACAAAGGCAAACAAGGAGGCCCAACUUACUACAUAGACACCAAUGCCCUGAGAGUUCCAAGGGAAAACAUGGAGGCCAUUUCACCUUUAAAAAAUGGAAUGAUUGAAGACUGGGAUAGUUUCCAGGCAAUUUUGGAUCACACUUACAAGAUGCAUAUUAAAUCCGAAGCAAGUUUGCAUCCUGUCCUUAUGUCUGAAGCACCAUGGAAUACUAGAGCAAAGCGUGAAAAACUGACUGAGCUGAUGUUUGAACACUACAACAUCCCUGCUUUUUUCUUGUGUAAAACUGCUGUUCUAACAGCUUUUGCUAAUGGGAGAUCUACAGGUCUCAUUUUGGACAGUGGAGCAACACACACCACUGCUAUUCCAGUGCAUGAUGGAUAUGUACUUCAGCAAGGUAUUGUAAAAUCACCACUUGCGGGAGACUUUAUUACUAUGCAGUGCCGGGAAUUGUUUCAGGAAAUGAACAUAGAGAUAAUUCCUCCAUAUAUGAUUGCUUCAAAGGAGGCAGUUCGUGAGGGAUCACCAGCAAAUUGGAAGAGAAAAGAGAAGUUACCACAGGUCACUAGGUCUUGGCAUAACUAUAUGUGUAAUUGUGUGAUUCAGGACUUCCAAGCUUCUGUCCUCCAAGUAUCGGAUUCAACCUAUGAUGAACAGGUAGCAGCGCAGAUGCCGACAGUUCAUUACGAGUUCCCCAAUGGCUACAACUGUGACUUUGGUGCUGAGCGUCUGAAAAUUCCUGAGGGAUUGUUUGACCCUUCUAAUGUAAAGGGUUUGUCUGGUAACACGAUGUUAGGUGUGAGCCACGUUGUCACGACAAGCGUUGGAAUGUGCGAUAUAGACAUCAGGCCGGGCCUCUAUGGCAGCGUGAUUGUAGCAGGAGGAAACACUCUAAUACAGAGUUUCACAGACAGAUUGAACAGAGAGCUCUCUCAGAAAACUCCACCGAGCAUGCGCCUGAAGUUGAUAGCGAACAACACAACGGUGGAGCGGAGGUUCAGCUCAUGGAUUGGUGGUUCCAUUUUGGCGUCUUUGGGUACUUUUCAACAGAUGUGGAUUUCUAAACAAGAAUAUGAAGAAGGAGGGAAACAGUGUGUAGAAAGAAAAUGUCCUUAAACCUCUUACUGUGAAAACUGCUGCCUGCUCAAUGCUCCUCUGUUUCAUAGCUUUAGCAUACUCAGGAACGGGAUGGACUCUUUUUGUAGAAAAGUUUAUAUUGGAUUUUUGCAUAAUUCAAGUUCCAUUUUAACAAACCUUAGAAAUUUUGAGAGACCUAAUUGGUACUAUCAUAGAAAAAGGAUGUUUACGUCCCUUGUAAAGCAAUAAUUCAUGUAACAAGCAUUUUAUAAUUUUGUAUAAAUGUCUAUUUUCUCUAGUAUCUUUUCUUGGGAACAGCUUUACAGGUUAGCUUAUAGAUAGAAGUAUAACCUUGCAAACACCCAUGCAAAUUUAUUAAAAAUCUGUUGUCUACUUUCAUAUAUUAGUCUUCCUUGCUGGUACUUUGGCCUUAAAUUGCUCUUAUUUCUUUCUUAAAAAAUAAAAUUUGGUCUUUUAUAUUUGAGAAACUUUGUGAGUACUUGCAGAGAAAGUUCCUCUUCUGUUUUAAAAAUGGAAAGUUUGUAUUUAGAGAUCUUCUAUAGGUGACUGAGUUCAGUCUGAACUUUUACUCCUUAAUAAAAGUGUUACAUUCCAUGUAGUGAAUGUUAUAUUAAGCACUGGUUUGCUAAUUUCCUAUUAUGGAGCAAUUUCAGUUCAGUAAACAAUCAGUGCUUUCCACCUGAUAUCUAAGAAUGUAUAUAAUGCCUUUGUCAUGUAGGUGAGAAGCAAAACUUGUUCUAGCC